Messenger RNA from Phasianus colchicus (ring-necked pheasant), 4903 nucleotides. RefSeq names its product DNA topoisomerase I mitochondrial (gene TOP1MT). Gene Ontology annotation, cellular component: chromosome; mitochondrial nucleoid. Gene Ontology annotation, biological process: DNA topological change; DNA replication. Gene Ontology annotation, molecular function: DNA binding; DNA topoisomerase type I (single strand cut, ATP-independent) activity. The record is from RefSeq and is a predicted model, not a curated record. Lineage: Eukaryota; Metazoa; Chordata; Aves; Galliformes; Phasianidae.
GUAGAGGAGGAGGAGAAGCAGGGGAGGAAGAAAAUAAAGAAGGAGAAAAAGGUAGAAGAGAAGCAAGAGCUGGGAAGGUUGGGUGAGGAAUUAGGAGUGGGAGAUGUAGGAAAGGAAAGUGAAGAUGAGAAAGGACUAAAGGAGGGCGAGGUGGAUGAACAGGGAGAAAAGGGAUGGGGGCAGAUUCAGAGCAUGGAGACUGAGGAAAAGGAGGUGGGGAAUGGAGAUGUGCUUGGGAAAAAGCAGAAAGCCAGGGAGAAAAAGCCAAAAGAGAAAAAGGAAGAGAAGGGGAAGAAAGAUAAAGAGAAGAAGAGCAAAGAGGAAGAGACCCCAAAGAAAACCCAGAAAAGAAAAUCUAAGAAUGAAGGAGAGGAGAAUAACAACAAAAAGGUUAAAAAGGGGGGGAAUGGAAAAGAAAAGAAAGAAGAAACAGAAAGCAAGUGGAAAUGGUGGGAAGAGGAGAAGACAAAUGAUGGGGUGAAGUGGAAACAGCUGGAGCACAAAGGACCCUACUUUGUCCCUCUCUAUGAGCCUCUGCCUGAUGAUGUGCAAUUUUAUUAUGAUGGUAAACCCCUGAAGCUGAGCCUGGCCACGGAGGAAAUUGCCACUUUCUAUGCAAAAAUGCUUGAUCAUGAGUACACAACUAAAGAGAUCUUCCAGAACAACUUUUUUAAUGACUGGAGGAAGGAGAUGACACCUCAGGAACAAGAGAUAAUCAAGCAGUUGGACAAGUGUGACUUCAGGGAGAUUCAUAAGUACUUUGUAGACAAAAAUGAGGCACGGAAAGCACUCUCCAAAGAGGAGAAGCAGAAACUGAAGGAGGAGGCAGAUAGGAUCCAGGAAGAGUAUGGAUACUGCAUCCUUGAUGGGCACAGGGAGAAGAUAGGCAACUUCAAAACCGAGCCUCCAGGGCUGUUCCGUGGACGUGGUGAUCACCCCAAAAUGGGUAUGCUGAAGAAGAGGAUUAUGCCAGAAGAUGUGAUCAUCAACUGUAGCAAGGACUCCAAGAUCCCUGAGCCACCAGUGGGGCAUAAAUGGAAGGAAGUACGCUCUGACAACACAGUCACUUGGCUGGCCUCAUGGACUGAAAAUAUCCAGAACUCCUUAAAGUACAUCAUGCUGAACCCCAGCUCCAAGCUGAAGGGGGAAAAGGACUGGCAGAAGUUUGAAGUAGCCCGGAGGCUAAAGGAUGUUGUCCACAAAAUCCGUGCUCAGUACCAGGCUGACUGGAAGUCCAAGGAGAUGAAGAAGCGACAAAGAGCAGUGGCCCUCUACUUCAUUGAUAAGCUGGCCCUGAGAGCUGGUAAUGAGAAAGAAGAAGGGGAGACAGCAGACACAGUUGGCUGCUGUUCCCUACGUGUGGAGCACAUCAAGCUGCACUCGAAGCUGGAUGGGCAGGAGCAUGUGGUGGAGUUUGACUUCCUUGGGAAAGACUCUAUCCGCUAUUACAACAAAGUGUCUGUGGAAAAGCCAGUGUUCAAGAACCUGCAGCUAUUCAUGAAGAACAAAGACCCGGGUGAUGACCUCUUUGAUAGGCUCUCUACAGUCAUCUUGAACAAACACCUUCAGAAGCUGAUGAAUGGUUUGACUGCCAAAGUGUUCAGGACCUACAAUGCUUCCAUCACCUUGCAGGAGCAGCUCAAGGCCCUCACUAACCCUGAAGACAGUGUUGCUGGAAAGCUUCUCUCCUACAACCGAGCAAACCGAGCUGUGGCCAUCCUGUGCAACCAUCAGAGAUCCACGCCCAAAACCUUUGAGAAGUCAAUGCAAAAUCUGCAAACCAAGAUUGAUGCCACGAAGGAAAAGCUGGAAAAAGCCCAACAAGAGCUGGAAGAAGCUGAAGAUGAGUUAAAAGACAAAAAAGAUGCUAAAGCAGAGGCCAAUGUGCAAAAGAAAAAGAAGCUGUUGGAACGUCUGAAGGAGCAGCUGGCCAAGCUGAAUGUCCAGGCUACAGACAAGGAGGAGAACAAACAGAUAGCUCUGGGCACGUCCAAGCUGAAUUACCUGGAUCCCAGGAUUAGCAUAGCCUGGUGUAAGAAGUUUGGUGUGCCCAUUGAGAAGAUCUUCAACAAGACACAGAGGGAGAAGUUUGCCUGGGCAAUCGACAUGACUGAUGAGGACUUUGAGUUCUGAGGAAGCACCUUUCCUGUUAGCCUCAUGCUCAUCUGGUGCUGUUUAAUAACUUUUUUAUGUGCUGCUGCAGUUGUUAUAGAGGUGGGAUGGUUGUCUAACACAAGUCUGUAGGUGUUUCAUGCUGGUUUCUGUAUUAAAAAAAAAAAAAUUAGAAACCAAGUGUUGAAAGCAAAUACUACUGACUUGUGACACUCAUUCGGAGUGCAACUUAAAUGUGAACUUUUAAUUCCUCUCUAGAGCUGCCAGGUACUUUGGAUAUCUUCUUCCUUCCUCCUCGUCCAGAAUCUUGGAAGAAGAUUGAGAGCCUUAACUGUGCCAAUAAAUAAGAUUACACAGUUAAUCCUAUCUCCUUGUGGAGAAGUGCUGUGGUUCUUAGGUGCUCUGAAUUAUCCUGAUGCGGAAACAUGAGGCAGUGAUGUGCUGAAACAGGCAGCUGCAGUGUAAGACCUGGGCUUAGGUCAGGGGAUGCACUGGAAUAAAGGGAAAAAAAAAAAAUCUCAGGGUCUUUUGUGCUUUUUCAUUCUUGGGAUUUGACAAAACUGCAAUUGCACAAAUAUAAUCAAAUUGGAAACACUUUAGGAGGGAGCCAAUAUCAUUGAAGGAGCAGCUGCAUCCUUGAGAAGGAGGGAUGGGAAGAUGCUGGGUCAGAAAGUGAGUUUAAUGGUAGAAUGCUGAAAAUGAGUGAGAUAUACUCCACCUCUACAUGAUCAAGCCUUUGGUUUGUGAGAACAGAUCUCAUUUUGGUCCAGAAAUAAGCUCUCCAGCUACUGACUUCACGCUGGGAAAGUGUAAUGCUGGCUGUGAGACUAUGGUGGGAUGCAGAUGUACUGGGAAGUGGUAGCAAUCAGCAGCCUGCAUUCUUCCAGUGGACAUGGAGAAGGCACAGACCAAUUGCAGGUGCUUGCACAGUUGGCUGCUUUUCAGAGAAAGGAAAAAAGUGAUAUUUGCUUGUACAGUUAGCCUAGUUGUCAGUGAACCUCAAGUUGCAUCAACAGCAAAACCUUAUAACUCAGUGCUGACGUUGAAGCUGCUGUAGUUGGUGCAUGUAAUGGGUUUGUUUACAGCCACAUGUUCUUGUGUUUAAAUUGCUAUUUCAGUUGGAAGCUAUUACAACUGGAAGUGAUUUUUCUGAAUGCCUGAUUGGAAGCCAGGGGCUUUUUUGCAGCUUGAACUGGAUGUGGUUCUGCUGAGAGCUGAUGCUCCAGCUUUGUGCUCAGGCUCUACAAUGGGGGUGUGUAUAUGUGCUCAGUUGCCUGCAGAAAUUGCUAUUAAAUCCUUUGCCUUCAAGUGAAGAACCUCCUGGCAGAUCUCAAACCAUUUGUGGUUGGUUCCUAAGGGCCUCUAUGCCUCAGGCAUGAGGAGAAAUGCAUGAGCAAACCCAAUGCAGUUUUAUCUUGCAUCUGUACUGGUGUGGGAUGAUGUGUGUAAUAGUGCUCCAUGACUUAGCUGAGAUGUAACAGUGCUGUCUGUCCAAGCUGUGGGAGCUUAUAUAGAGCUUAAGUGAGGCAACUGAAUUCUCAAACAGGGAUUUGAAUGGUGGCAAAAGUGAGAGGGGCCUUAUUUUCCUGGCAAAGCUAGACCAGCUAUCAGUGAAGCUGCCAAGCAUGCCUUGACCCCUAUGUUGAAUUUGUACCUGCAAGCACAAAAGACUCAGUUUGGCUCCAGUGCAUUGAGUUAUUUACCUACUAACAAAUAUUUCCUGGCUUUAAAAAGAGUGUUUUUUUUUUUCUUUAAAGAUUUAUUGGAAGUUUGUUCCACCCCAAAUAAGGGGGUAACUCCAGGGGAAUCCCAGGGGGGUGGGGAGGAAUACUCUUUUUAUUGCAGAAUAAAGAAACAAGAUGCAAACGGAUAAGCACAGUGAAUGUUUCUCACAAGGAACUGUUUUAAUAAGAGCAGCUGCAUGUGGGCUAUAUAUAGUAUUGAAGGGCUUCUUGGCCAUGCUCAGAUGCUCUGGACAUCAGGAUUGUGAAGAGCUGCCAGUGUCAGAGAAACAGUUACUGGUUGUAAUGUAGGAGCUUAAAUAAAGCAUCUACAUUUUUUUUUUUUCCUAGGAGGGUGUUAACCUGUGUUGCAUUUACAUGUAGGGCUUGUCAAGUUCUGUCCAAAAAAAAAAAAAAAAAAGAUUCAAUAGAGCAAAAGCAAGGUGGGGAAAUCAUGUGUUUGGCUAGGUAUCAACUACUGGGUUGAGCAAUGCAAUACCUUGGAACUAGCUGAGCUUUAAGGAGAAAAGGUGUCAAGUCUGAGGAGCGUCCUUUUGGCCGGUGGCCAUAAUCAAGCAACCCAGAAAUUGGGGAAGGUGGGUUUCAUAGAAUCAUAGGAUGGCUCGGGUUGGAAGGAAUCUCAAAGACCAAGUUCCAGCCCCCUCCAGCUCUGGGCAGUGUUGCCAUCCACUUGAUUAUAUUGCUCAUGGCUCCAUUCAGUCUGGCCAUGAAUAACUCUAGGGUGUUUGCCAGCACCUCACCACCCUUUCAGUGAAAAAUUUCCCUCUGGUAUGAUUUCUCACCAUUGACAUCACAAUGGCAAAGUGUGGUGAUUGGUCUAAUUUCUAAGUUGCAAGGGAUUUUCCACUGCUCCUGUAGAGCAGGAAUGUGCCUCCAUCACAGACAUCCAUAAGAGCAGUCACCAUUGGGUGACUCAUGUUCAGCUGAACCUUACUUUCCUUGGCCCUUUCAGGGGUGCUUUCAAUUCAGUUUUUCCAGUGAGGUGACUUUUCUGUAGGCACCUAAAAACCUGAAGCUGGUGACUAAGGUGCUUGGUAACUUCAUUUUUC